This is a messenger RNA of Branchiostoma belcheri (Belcher's lancelet), 1992 nucleotides long. Its product is annotated as alpha-N-acetylneuraminide alpha-2,8-sialyltransferase-like. Gene Ontology annotation, biological process: N-glycan processing; oligosaccharide metabolic process. The transcript has 7 exons. Gene Ontology annotation, molecular function: alpha-N-acetylneuraminate alpha-2,8-sialyltransferase activity. The record is from RefSeq and is a predicted model, not a curated record. NCBI's taxonomy places the organism in Eukaryota, Metazoa, Chordata, Leptocardii, Amphioxiformes, Branchiostomatidae. Bases 43 to 1272 code for a protein of 409 amino acids.
UCCAGCCGUUUUUCUGGAACGUGUAUUGCCUGGAGUGUUGAGAUGGGACGUCCGGCGGUGUCUGUGGUGUCUGGCUGCCUCGCCGUCAGUAUUUUCAUGACCCUGGGACAGAUUUGGAGGAUAGGUCUGCUGUCGGAUGGUCAGUUCGGAUGGCAGACUGUGACGACACCUCCGCCUGCGACCGGCAAACAACAACUUGUACUGUCUGCUGCUGGAAGAUUUACCCAGAGUCGUGCGGUGCUAAACAGUACUUACGAUUCCAACACUAAGACGUUUUACGGUAGCGCCGGUGCGGUGGUGAACAACAGCGACAUUAUGAAGUUGUACAGUAACUCCCGAGUCCUGCACCCUCCAGCGACAAUACUACAACUACUGAAUAACAUCCAGGCAGUCAGGUGGAUGUUUAACGACAGUGCUAUUCAUAAUCUCAGGUCCCGGUUAGAAAACGCCACUCGUACCAACGAACAGUUUAUCCUGACGCGGCAAAACGCUCCUUUAAACACCGACAUCAACUUCUCGGCCCAAAACGGAAAAUUCACCAUCACGGAGCGGAUAUUCGCCGCGGAACCAGCGACGUCUCCUCUGACGAACAGAACGUUCGAGACGUGCAGUCUUGUAGGGAACAGCGGGCUUCUCAAAGGGAGUGGGUGUGGCCGGGAGAUUGAUAAGUCAGACUUCAUCAUCAGGUUUAACAUGCCUCCAGUGAUCUCCCAUUGGAGAGAAGACAUCGGAACUCGGACAAGUAUGGUCACCACCAACAUACACACCAUCGUCAGCAGAUUCCACCAGCUGCACCACAACAUGGACUGGACUCAAGCCUUCCGGAACUUCAUCCGGAACUGUAACCUCCAGUCCACACACAUCCUCACUUUUCCCUUCAACGUCAGAGGAAACGGGGACUUCUUCUUAGAUUUCCAAGAAACGCUGAAGAGGAACGGGAUAAAGAACCAGGUGUUGAUGAACCAUCCCGACCACAGGAGGCUGGUCUCUGACUUCUGGGCAAAAGAGGGGCUAAAUGAACCCACCCCUACUUCUGGUUUCUACCUCGUUUCGGCAGCGCUGGCCUUCUGCAAGCACGUCCGGAUCUUCGGGUUCUGGCCUUUCCUAACGAAUCGCCAGGGGGCGCAAGUGGACUACCACUACACGCUGAACUACCUGCACAGGGACGGCGGCCUGACCAACUGGAACCACCGGAUAGACAGGGAAUUCUUCAAGCUUGUAGAGCUGUACAGGGACGGGGUCGUUGAACUGGUAACGGGCACUUGCAGAUGAUGGCACUUAUAAACACUUUCCAUCAAAGUACAACGGACAUUGGAUUUCAACAUUUUAAGAUGUUUCUAGUUCAACUAAGGACGUCCUACAGAAGGGCUUACAACUGAUGACCUUAUGAGAAAUUAAGCGGAAAGCCAACACAGUGUAAUCUUUAUCGCCCGAGGUGCCAGCCUAAAGUCUUCUAUACAAAUAGAAAAAGUUGUACUUUUAUAAAAGACUAGAUUUUGUAGCAAGUGUUUUGUUGAAUAUUCUAUUCUUGAUUUUUGUACUGCGGCACCUACGUUUAAAUUUGUCUAUGUAAUAACCAAUGUAAUAACCGUUCUAAUCCGAGUAUAGAACUGAAUCUUGGACACACCAGCGAUAUGAAAAGAUGACCGGCUUUACGUUGUAUGAUGUUUGUUUGGCCAGACAAAGCAUGCCCUACAUUUCCAAUCCGUACAGUCAGAUGGACAGUAGAAACUGGUUGUACGAGUAUUGUACAUAGCACUUCGGCAGAAUGUCUCAUAUAAGGUCGUAUUUGCGUAUAUAAGGUUAUUAACAUUCCCUCUGUAGUAUCCAAAUGUAUAUCAUAUCGGAAAAGAUGCCAUAUGCAGCUGGCAAAAUUUUGAUGCAACGUUGACUAAACAUCCAACGAAAACCGUGACAAAUCAGGGUCUCGUGCCGGCCCAGUACGUUCUGCCGACGUGCUCCAUGCCCGUAGCCAGGAUUUUGAAAGGGGGG